UGUGUGAUAACUGCAGCAUUUCCAAUCUCCUGGCCCUGACAGAGCAUUGGGUCAAAGGGAAGGUCAGCAACCUGCUGAGGUUCAUUUUAAUGGAAGAACUGAAAAGAACUAAAGAGCUUGUGUGGAAGCAUGUCAUCUCUUCAACCUACCUGGACCUACUUGGUCUCACUUUUUUGGCCUCCCUGGACCCCUCCAGUGCCAAGACUUUAGCCUCCUUGGAACUCUUUAAAAUCCCCUUUUCAGAUUCAUUGGAUUUAUCCAGUCUGAGCUCUUCAUCCUCUGUGGAAUUCUCCAGUCUCACUUCUUCAUCCUCUCUGGACCUUUCAAGUCUCACAUCUUCAUUCUCCUCAGACUUCUCCAGUACCUCCUCUUCAAUCUCCUUAGAGCUCUCCAGUCUCACCUCUUCAGACUCCUGGGAGCGCUCCAGUUUCUCCUCUUCAGUUUCACUGGACCUAUCAAGUGUCACUUCAUCAGGCUCUCCGGAUCAGUCUGGUGACAGCUCCUCAAUCUCUUUAGAUCUCUCAAGUGUCACCUCUCUAUCCACAGAUUUCUCCAGCCCUACUUCUUCACUCUCCCUAGACCUCUCCAGUCUCACUUCUUCGUCCUCCACAGAUGUUUCCAGUCACAGCUCCUCCGCUUCCCUGGACUUUUCCUGUACAAUCCCUCCAUCCUCACCAGGUGUGUCUGAGUACAGCUCCUCCACCUCGUCAGAAUCUCUAGACCUGACCGAUUUGAACUAUUUCAUGUUUCAGCGCUCCUCUGGAUUAUCUUCAUCAGCUCCUGAGGAUGUUCCCAACCUCAUCUCUGCCCCUUUCCUGGAUGUCUCCAGCCUCACCUUUCAGGAUGCUUCUCCCCUCAGUCCCUCAGUUUCUCUGGACAUGUCUAACCUGGCGUCCUUAGUUCCCCCAGACCUGUCCACGCUGACGUUCCUGGAUGUUGCUAAUCGCGCUGCAGCGGCGUCUCUGGAUCUGUGCAUCUGACCUGCCAACCCUCCCCUCCUCUGCACCUCCCUCUGUCCUGCCAGCUUCUCUCCUUUAUCUGCCCUCCCCUUUCUUCUCUCGCUGAAAAUUCCUACCUGAGGAAAGUUUAGGGCUUUACAAAAUGUCUCCUGGCAUCUAAACUGGGCAUGAAAACAGGUCAUGCAAAUCUGUAAUGGUGCCUUGGAACAGCUGCAUAAACAUCAACAUUUAUUCUGGAAUUUUUGUAGAGCACAGUUUCUGUCACUGACUGAUAUCCAGUCAUGGCUGGUGCCUCACCCAAAGGUUUGGCUUUUUCAGUUCAUGCUGAAUUUUUAUCUAUCAAGACCAACAAAUAGUAAAUAGAGCUAAAUGUGUAAGUAACAGCAUCCAGGUUGUGCAUCUCCAUUAUGGAUCUGCAUCUGAGUUACUUUCACAGAAUUGCAGGCAGAGGCAUUUCACAGGGAGAUACAGAGAGAGAAAAUGUGGUGGGAAAAGAAAACUGUGGAGCAAAAAACAGGUGAGAAAUGGGUUAGGGAGAGGAAGCAGAUAAGCUGUGGAGCAGGAAUAGAGGGGUACCUAGCUGGGGAAAAAUGUCCAACUCUACUGGCAUGUUUUUUCUCUGCCAAGCCAUCUAUGGCGCCUGGGCUGCCCAUGAGGCUUAAAAUAAUCUUAGUGCUAAUUAUUUUACCUAUCAAAUCAUCACAUGUUCCCAUUAAAGAAGCAUGUCCCAUUUGCAUGUUACAUCCUCUUUCUCAAUAUUUGUAAAUACUGCAGUUACUUGUCCUGCUGCUUAAGUAGCACAGAGCAGCUUCCCAAAAUCUUUGGUGCUGUCUUUUAUAUUUUUGCUAUCAUUGUUAUGACUGGGGCUUUGAAGCCAAAUAUAUUUCCUUUCAAUAUCACUGGCACCUUUCUGUGUUAAAAGUGCAGAAACAUGUUUGUCAUAACAAAUAUUUUUUUAAUUGGAAAUCUUUGCUCCAAUAUGCCACAUCUCUCACAAAAUUAAAAUGUUUCACACAAAAAUAAAGAAAACAAAUGUAUAAUGUAAGAAUUGUUUUCUGCCUCAUUUACACCAGUUAUUUCUUCAAAAUUAGGUAGGAACAAUUGCAAUAUGUGUAUUUAAGAAAUUAACCCAAAAUUCUAUAGGAGCUGAGUUGUUUAACAGUUAAAAGAAAUACUGAUCACUGGUGCAGAUCUCACUGUUAUAUGCUGGUGAACAAUUGUUCUUUUUGUUCUGGUGGCUCUUCCCUGACAUUACCAUGUCAUGGGUUGUUAAUGGCAAAGGUUCUGGACUAAAUGACAUCUCUAAAAAAGCUGAAAAUUACUCUGUGCUUUAAAAAUUGUUUGACUUUGGAUAAAAGGAAAUAAAAGAGAACAAGACAGAAGUGCAAGGAUUUGUUUAAAAGCCAGUAUUUAAUUUCCUUAAGUAUUUUUUAUUAAUUAUUUAGAUGAACAUUAGGUUAGGAGUAAAUUGCUCACCUAUCAAAAAUUAUUUGAAUCUUCUAAUAGCUUUUUGCUUAUUAUAGCUGGGAAACUGACUAUUUUCUCUUUGUGUCAAUAGCUUCUAGUUUGCUAUGUUGUCUUUUAUGUGUUUGUUUAGAGGAAAUGAUUGAAUUUCAGGUGUUUGUAUCAAGAUCCAAAGGAAGCCCCUGGCAAGGCACCGUGUCCCAUGGGACAGAACUGUCACAGCCACACAGAUCAACUCCAAAAUUAAAACAGUCUGUUUAAAAAACAUCACUGGCUCCACAUGCUUGUAAAACGUUUUCUUUUUAAUGUCUCAUCUAGA
This is a messenger RNA of Melospiza melodia melodia, 2742 nucleotides long. RefSeq lists its product as uncharacterized. NCBI's taxonomy places the organism in Eukaryota, Metazoa, Chordata, Aves, Passeriformes, Passerellidae. The transcript has 2 exons. Bases 90 to 980 code for a protein of 296 amino acids. The record is from RefSeq and is a predicted model, not a curated record.